This is a messenger RNA of Jaculus jaculus (lesser Egyptian jerboa), 832 nucleotides long. Its product is annotated as mediator of RNA polymerase II transcription subunit 28-like. The record is from RefSeq and is a predicted model, not a curated record. Gene Ontology annotation, cellular component: mediator complex. The transcript has a single exon. Lineage: Eukaryota; Metazoa; Chordata; Mammalia; Rodentia; Dipodidae. Bases 1 to 570 code for a protein of 189 amino acids.
AUGGCGGCUCCCCUGGGCGGCAUGUUCACCGGGCAACCCCCCCCCCACCCACCCACCCCCCCCCCCCCCCCCGGUCCCCCGCCGCCGCCGCCGCCAGGCCUCCCGGGCCAGGCCUCGCUCCUGCAAGCGGCGCCUGGAGCUUCCAGAUCAUCGAAUAGUACGUUGGUGGACGAGCUGGAGUCGUCCUUCGAGGCUUGCUUCGCUUCUCUUGUGAGUCAGGAUUAUGUGAACGGCACUGAUCAGGAAGAAAUUCGAACUGGUGUUGAUCAAUGUAUCCAGAAGUUUCUGGAUGUUGCAAGACAGACAGAGUGCUUUUUUCUACAAAAAAGAUUGCAGUUGUCUGUUCAGAAACCAGAGCAGGUUAUCAAAGAGGAUGUAUCAGAACUAAGGAAUGAAUUGCAACGGAAAGACGCUCUGGUCCAGAAGCACUUGACAAAGCUGAGGCACUGGCAGCAGGUGCUGGAGGACAUCAAUGCACAGCACAAAAAGCCAGCCGAAGUCCCUCAAGGCUCCUUGGCCUACCUCGAGCGGGCAUCUGCCAACAUUCCUGCACCUAUGAAGCAGACCUGAGUGCCCUGGCCAGCGCGGAUUCCUGUCCAGACAGCUGAUCACGCUUCCUUCCGUAUGGCAUUUUGGAAGAACUCUGUUGAAGAAUGAUAGGCUGGGUGUGGUGGCACAUGCCUUUAAUCUCAGCACCUAGGAGAUAGAGGUAGGAGGAUUUCUGUGAGUUCGAAGCCUCCCUGAGACUACAUAGUGAAUUCCACGUCAGCCUGAGCUAGGGUGAGAUCCUACUUCAGUUAAAAAAAAAAAGAAUAAUUUAAUGCUAAUUUUA